Molecule: messenger RNA, 1803 nt
Organism: Adineta ricciae
Lineage: Eukaryota; Metazoa; Rotifera; Eurotatoria; Adinetida; Adinetidae
Source: the annotation of a GenBank genome assembly
AUGAAUAUCACAACGAGCAAUACCACGGAUGAGAGCAAUGUUCUCAGCCGAUUUUUUCUUCUUGGACAAAAACUCUUUCAAAAUCGAAAUGAAACCCUUCAGCAAACGAUGAUACGCCUACAGAAUCAUCAUCAUCAACAACAUCACUCAGCCAAAUCCUUAUCCUCAACGCAAUUCAUUGAAAUCGCCAUGCUUUGCUUUAUACUGAUCGAACAUACGUUUGUGUUUCUAUUAACAUUACAAAAGAAAUCUUCCAAAGAACUUUUCUUACAUACGAAUGAACAUCAAACGCGCCAAACACAACAAAUCCGUUCAGUAAUUCUUCCAAGAAAGUAUUUACUUCAUAAUUGUUUACAUCGAAAUUGGAUCCGUGCAUAUUCUUUUUCAAAUAUAUGCCUUUCAUUUGUCUAUUUCCCUAAUCUAAUUCUUAAGCACUACUAUCCGAAUCUUGUGCAUCCAUCAUCCGUAACCUUCUACUCUCUGCCAUUGACCCUUCUCCAACAGAUUCUCAUUAAUUUCAGCGGUUUUCAUUUAUUCAUCAUUUCCAUAAGUGUUCUUCAAUAUUUCAUUCGAUCUUAUCGUUUAUCCAACACUAAAUAUUCAUUUAAUAUCUAUAAUGGAAAGAAUCUUCUCAUUACCAAACAUACAAACGUUGCGUUAAUUCUUACAGGAUCGUUGGCAUUAAUUUUUGGUUAUAAUUACAUAUUCUACACACCGAAAGUGCCUAUAACAUCCAGUUUAUUACCACUAAUCACCUUAAACAUGAUACUUUUACCCACAAUCGAUCUGCUUACAUUCAUAUUUAUACUCACUUGUUGUUGUAUUCACGUUCGUCAGUUAAAAAAUUCAAUCAAACAAGCAUGGUCAUUCAAUGAACCGUCGCAAAUAUCGCCGAACAAAAUUCGUUCGAUUGUGGAGAGAAAUUCGUGUUUGAAAUGUUAUUCGAAGUUUCUCCAACUGAAUCGCAAUCUUUUCAAAGAUAACGACGCGUAUUCGACACUACAUUCGAAAUUUUUCAGUCAAAAUCUCAUCACCAGUUCACGUCCAUCGAUUGCUUCGCCCGAUGAAAAACGUAAAUUUUCCACUAUAUCCGAUGAGACCAACGAUACACAAGCCCGACUGAGUGUAUCGCAUGUGCAUCAACCUAUCAGGCCUUGCCCGUCAACCCGAUCCAAUCGGUCGCAUGAACCGUCCAAUGAAGAACGAGUGUUGCUGACUAGUCCCAUUAUACAACGAACAUUGAUGAAAAUUGAAAAACGCCGCUCGCUAUGUCAUUUAUGUCAUCGUUUAUUACUUCUUUUCCUUCUCAAAUACGCUCUCCUAACAUUUCCUCAGCAUUUCAUUCAAAUGAGAUAUCAUCUUCGACAAUUUUACGAUUACGUAGUCAAAUACAAUUAUCUAAAUCAUAACGCAAACGAUGCCCAACCCGCGUAUCCUGAGUCGCUUACACUCAUUUGUCGUUUUCUUUUUCUCGCUGCACGAUUUGGUGAUAGUUUAUUAUUAACACGUUUACCCAUACUAAUUAAAGACUAUUUUCCUUGCUGGUUUCAAUUCAAUUCGCAGUUACUACGUCAAGAAAAGACGCUCCAACGACCAUCGCAUCAGAUUCUGAUGAAAAGCAUCGAUACACCGACCGUUGAUCCCACAUCCGCUGAUGAACUGUCUGCGUUGAAUGAAAUGGCCAGUCCACAAAGAGAGCAAACAGUUCGAAAAGAUCUUCAACAUAAACGACUUCAUUUAAGAUUUGAAUUCAUUCCAUUAUGGUCGAGAAAGCGACAAGAACUGAUGAACUCGAAUUAUUAA